AGUGGACAAGCUGAAGGGCGACGACAGUUCCUACUUUGUUUGUAGCACACGGUCAGAUUCCAGCGACGCACCGGUGUGUUUACUCGCUGUCGGGAGUCUGUGUCCAGUUCGGCUCUGUUUUCGACCAGCAGCGCUUUACUUGUCACAUCUGAGAGGUUGACCUGCCGGUAUGGCAUCAGCUCCAGCCCAGCAGCCCACUCUGACCAUAGAACAGGCCAGAGUUGUUCUGAGUGAAGUCAUUCAGGCCUUCUCAGUGCCUGAGAAUGCAGCUCGAAUGGAGGAGGCCAGAGAGAGUGCCUGUAAUGACAUGGGGAAGAUGCUGCAGCUCGUAUUGCCUGUAGCUACACAAAUCCAGCAAGAGGUCAUCAAGGCCUACGGCUUCAACAACGAAGGAGAAGGUGUGUUGAAGUUUGCCAGACUGGUGAAAAUGUAUGAAUCUCAAGACCCGGAGAUCGCUGCCAUGUCAGUCAAGCUCAAGUCUCUCCUUCUGCCACCUCUGUCAACCCCGCCGAUUGGUGGUGGAAUCCCAGCUUCCUAGACAGACUGAAACCUGCAUCUCGUUAACAAGUCUUUGUGUUCCCCAGACUGAUCUACGCUCUGUGAUCCUCUUCCGGAAAUGGAAAUAUCAUUCAAAUCACGAAGCGGUUUUAAAAAGCACAUCACAUUCCCAUGUCAUUCCAGCCUCUGAAUGAUUUCCAUUUCACAUUUCGCUCAUAUUUAUUCUUUUUUGUCUUCUACGCAAGUUUUUCUGCUUUUUACAGAGGGUUUCACACACAGACUCUCUGAUUUAAACAUCAAAGAAACAACAGGAAUUGAGUUUAUGAAGAUCUGUGUGAAAUCGGGAGUUUUCAAAAACACCUAAAAGCUCAAUUUCCAGUUAUGAAAUUUUACCCUGCAGCUGAAAAAUGACCCCAGCUGCACUGUAGUACAGCAAUCCCACACAGCGGCUGAAAGGUAUAUUUCAGUGCUUUUUAACCUAAUCUCUUAUCUGCAGCGUCCGUAGCAUGUCGCUGCUGUCGAAACAAAACCUCAUGUCACAGCAGAACUCAAAUUAUGUCCAAAACAAAAAUGGAGAUACAAGGUUUUGUUCUGACAGUGUCAGAUGUUCACGACAGACAAGAGUUUUACCUGUUGACUCAAAACUCAUUUAUAAUAGAUGGCAGUGGACAGUUGCUGAAAUGACCCUUAAAUCGUAUUUACAAUUGUGCCUACCAACAUGAACAUAGUGCAUUUUAUGGAGCUGUGGAAUAACAGAACUUAUGAGCAAGCCUGAAACACCUCCUUCCAUUCUAACGUCUUUUACAUUCCCAUCUCUACCUUCCGUUUCGCCACCACUCCAACUCCUCAAAGGCAGGUCUGGCCUUUUAGCUCCAGGCAGAGGCUGCCCAGAACUCCAGCUCAAGUUCAUCCUUCCAUCCAUCAGUCUCACCUCAUACUAUCAUCAUAAAGGCGCGAUCUCAGCUCUCAGACUCUUAAUUAGAACAACGCCAGGGGGCUUUUUGCUUCAGACUCACUUUAGAACCUCUGUUUGUAGUUGAGUUUGUCUUCUUGUGCAGCAGGACGUUGGAUUAGUUUGUGUGCUGUGUCCAGUGCAGCUGAUCCAUCAACUUAACAGGCAUUUAGCAAAACUCAAAUUUUCUCAUUAUUGUUGUUUUUUUUAAGUAUCUUUUUUACAUUUUUUUCAUUGUGUUAUGUAUUUCAGUUCCUUGUGUGCAAUAAACAUGUUUACCAGUACGAA
This is a messenger RNA of Pygocentrus nattereri (red-bellied piranha), 1738 nucleotides long. RefSeq names its product gene rich cluster, C10 gene (gene grcc10). NCBI's taxonomy places the organism in Eukaryota, Metazoa, Chordata, Actinopteri, Characiformes, Serrasalmidae. The record is from RefSeq and is a predicted model, not a curated record. The transcript is spliced from 4 exons. Gene Ontology annotation, biological process: post-embryonic development. Bases 170 to 538 code for a protein of 122 amino acids.